Messenger RNA from Tetrahymena thermophila SB210, 1779 nucleotides. RefSeq names its product transporter, monovalent cation:proton antiporter-2 (CPA2) family protein. Gene Ontology annotation, molecular function: sodium:proton antiporter activity. Lineage: Eukaryota; Ciliophora; Oligohymenophorea; Hymenostomatida; Tetrahymenidae. Gene Ontology annotation, cellular component: membrane. The record is from RefSeq and is a predicted model, not a curated record. Gene Ontology annotation, biological process: regulation of pH; proton transmembrane transport; sodium ion transport. The transcript is spliced from 7 exons.
AUGUUUGGAGUAAUCUUUUUAAUUGUAGUUGUGCUAAUCUUGUUCUAUUUGAUUGGAGGUGGGCUCCUUGAGCACUAUAAGAUACACGUUAUUCAUGAAACAGGAUUAGGUAUCAUUAUGGGUAUGAUUGUAGGAUUUAUUUUCUAUCAAGCCGAUUACGAAUUCUACUCAAGUAGUAUGAUAUUUGAAGGUGAGCUCUUCUUUUACUUUAUCCUUCCACCCAUUAUUUUUGCAGGCGGUUACAACUUGAAAAAGCGUCGUUUUUUCCAAAAUUUCUUCUACAUUAAUAUAUAUGGAUUACUUGGUACUAUAGUCAAUUUCAUAGUAGUAUGGCUCUUAACUUAUGCUGUUAACGAAGCAGGUUUGAUUCGUAGAUAUAGUGAUUUUUCUCAGUCUGUAACAUUAUCAACAAGAGAUAUCCUUCUGUUUUCUGCUACUAUAUGCGCUACAGAUAGUGUAGCUGCCUUAGCUAUGAUUAAAUCAGAGAAAUAUCCAAAAUUAUUUAGUGUUAUUUUUGGUGAAGGCAUGGUAAAUGAUUCUGUAUCAAUUAUUCUAUAUAAGGCUGUCUUGGAUUUAGUUGGCGACUCAUCUGAACCUCAGCCUAUAACUUUCACUUUCCUUAACUUCUUAAAGAUGAUUGGUGAAUUCCUUAAAAACUCAGUAUGCAGUUUAGCUAUUGGUCUUGGUUGGGGUCUCUUAGCUACUUUAGUCAUGAAAAAAUUUAGGUUUUUGACACAUAAUCCAGUAGUUGAAACAGUUGUUGUUUUACUAUUUGGUUUUGGUGCUUUCGCUUCUUCAGAAAACCUAGAUAUGUCUGGUGUCAUUUCAAUUUUAGUAUGUGGUAUUAUCAUGUCUCAUUACCUUUUCUAUAACAUAUCAUCAACUGGUAAAGUAACAACAGGUGUCACUUUUUCAAGUAUCUCUAUUAUUGCAGAAUCAGCUCUUUAUAUCUAUUUGGGUAUCGUCUUCUGGUAAACAAAGGGAGAUCCUCACAAUCCAAGCUCUUAUGCAUGGUCAUGGACUUUCUUACUCAUUGAAUUGGCUAUUGCCUUUUUCGCUCGUUUUGUGAGUGUUUUUGUAGUUUCUUGGAUUUUCAUGCUAAUUAAGGGCAAAUAAAAAUGGAGAUUAAAUAGAUAUGAAAUGGGUAUUAUUUGGUUUGCAGGUAUUAUUAGAGGAGCUAUUGCUUUUGCAUUGAUUUAGAAUGUACCUUAAGAUGAUUCAAAUCCUUAGGCAACACAAGUUAUUUAGAGUACAACUCUCUUUAUUGUUAUAAUCACAACUAUUGUCUUAGGAGGUCUAAUGCCUUUUUAUAUAAAUGUCAUGCUGAAACAAAUUUCAAAGAAUCCUAAGUAUCAUGAAAAUCAUCCUUCUAUUCGUGAUAGUUUGGUUGGAGAAUCAAAAGAAAGUAGAGAAUUCAAAAGCAAGAGUCAGACAAAGUGGAAAUUAUUUGAUGAAAACUUUAUCAAACCUUUGUUCAUUUUCGACUAUGAAAAUAGAAAAGAGCAAAUUAAGAUGGAAAAACAAAAGCUUAAAAUGAACAGCUCACAGUUUGAUGCUGGAUAUAUAAAAGAAUAGGAAUAGGAAAUGGGUCACCAAGAAAACGAAAAUGAAGAAAAUCAUCAAGAUUAACAAGAUCAACAGCAACAAGAAUUGCAAAUUGGAAAUGAUAAUGGCUAAGAAGAAAAUUUCAAAUAAAUAUCCAGAGCAAACAUGAAUAAGCAAGCAGUUUAAUCAAUCAAUUAAGAUCCAGAAAAUCAUAGUAGUAAUGAACAUAUUUGA